AAGAAUAACAAGUGGUUGAGGUGGUGAGGCUCAGAUCAUGUUACUCCUCCAUCCUUUCUUCACUGUUAAUGUGUCUUCCUGUUACAAGAGGUCUUUUGCGGGUCCAAGUUUUGCCUGUGGUGGAUGACUUGAAUGACUGCAAUGACGCUCCGGAGGAAUCUGGUUGGUAUUUUCUUCUGUCUCCUCUGUGGCAUCUCUUCUGGAGAUGUUGGGUGGCAGCUACCAAAUAAGAACUUCUCAGAAGCGGACAUCAGGAAAGAGCUUAACCAGGCUCUCCAGAUUGUGGACCAACCAACGUUCCAAGGAUGGAGGCCUGAGCUCAUAAAACAGGCUGUCCCCAGGAUGUACAUCGGAUUGGUUGAAUUAUGGCUUCAGUUCCAAAAUUUGCAGAAGGAGCAGGAAGAGGCAUGGAGGAAAGUGAAGAGGAUGACAAGAAUGUCUGCCGGGUCCUGCCACGAACUAAAAGAAAAUAUUACUGAACUCUUUAGCCGAGUGCCUGCCAGACUGGACCUCAUAGAGAAUCAGAUGGUAUCGAUACAAAAAAAAAUGGAAAAUAUGGAAGAAACGGUAAAACCGGAACCUGCAAACCAAGCCCCUGUUGACGCCAUUGAGCCCGCAAACCAUACAGAAGUAAACCAGACCAUCUCCGAGCCGCCGGCUCACAGGCCCUGCACCACAAAGACUUGUAGGGAAAACAUGACGGGGCGCAAGAAGGUCAAAAUUAGCAAUACCCAACUCGCCCACAAGGUGGCAGCCCUCACUGAGUUACUGAAUGGCCACAACGAGCUCCUGGAGGAACUGUACCAGCGGGUCACCGCACUGGAGGCGGCCCGGAAUACAGGCCCGGUGUCACCAAAGUCGAAGGAAGGGAGUGGAAGUGGCCAUUAAAUGGAGUCAGACCAGUAUUUACGUGAAGUUAGUCUAAAGAGGACCUGUCACUUUUAAACAAUUGGAUUGAGAGUUGUUAAAAAAAAUGUAUCUGCUUUAUUGAUCC
Molecule: messenger RNA, 994 nt
Organism: Rana temporaria (common frog)
Lineage: Eukaryota; Metazoa; Chordata; Amphibia; Anura; Ranidae
Exons: 3
Coding region: 133-888 (251 amino acids)
Source: RefSeq, a predicted model, not a curated record